AGCCGCAGUGGCCGGCUGGAGGUGCAAGUGUCGGAGCCGGGGAGAAGCUGGGCAAAGUUGGGCGCGUACCGGCCGGGAUGUGGACAAGGUGGGCGCAGUGACCGAAUGGGCGGGGGAGCUCAGGAAAACAAUCAUCAACUACCGCAUUGCACCGUUGGACUCCCUCUGUCCUUCGGUUCGAGGUGCAGGUUUCACAACUGGUCGAGCGUCAGCUUUAUAUAAUGAGCCUACUGCUAUGGCCAGCAACACUCUUGAAGGCUUCCAUGAAGUGAAUUUAGCAUCGCCUGCUUCUCCUGACCAUACAGAACUGUCUCAAUCAGAGACUAAUGAAGCUGCUGCCUCAGGAAUUCUUUAUCAUCCUCAUUCAUUGGUGAGCUCAAGCCCCGUUCAGCCCUGUACGCUGAUUACUGCAGACCUUCCUACCCAGCCGAUUUAUCCUUCCUCUCAGAACCUCAGCAGUGGAGAGUCGAGAAAUGUCAGCAAUAAAUUUUCAAUGCCGUGUGCUACCUCUGGAAGUGUACAUAAUUCACCAAAACAACUGACAAGUGAUGUUGGCAACCAUCGUGCAGAAGUGGAAUUUUUACAAGGUGUACUAGCAAUUGAUGUUCAAGAAGGCGCCGAGGAUGUCUUUGAACAAAGUACAGACAGCCUAUCUCAUUUGAGAAGCCCAUUUGUACAAGAAGUGAGGGAGAAAGGCUAUGAAAGACUGAAAGAAGAACUUGCUAAGGCUCAGAGGGAACUGAAAUUAAAAGAUGAAGAAUGUGAGCGCUUAUCCAAAGUUAGAGACCAACUGGGUCAAGAACUUGAAGAGCUCACAGCUAGUUUAUUUGAGGAAGCUCAUAAAAUGGUACGGGAAGCAAAUGUCAAACAAGCGGCAGCUGAGAAACAGUUAAAAGAAGCUCAUGGCAAGAUUGAUGUGCUACAAGCUGAAGUAGCAGCAUUGAAAACACUCGUCCAGACUUCUUCACCAACAUCACCCAUGAAGGAGCUUCAAUUGAACGCAAAACCUCAUUUUAAAAAGGGACAUGCUCGAAAUAAAAGUACAAGUGCCAUGGCAAGCAACAGCCAAGAGAUGAAUGUGAUACAACCUAUUGCAAGAGAUUGCAAAGAAGUUGAUUUGCUUCUGUUUGGUGAAUUUAAAGCAUGGAAAGAAGAACCAACAAUCGAUAAAACGUGCUGUUUUUUAGACAGAAUAUAUAAAGAAGAUAUAUAUCCUUGUUUGACCUUUUCAAAAAAUGAGCUAGCUUCCACAAUUCUUGAAGCUGUGGAAGGGAAUACUCUAAGCAUAGAACCAGUUGUUUUUCAACCUCUCCCUGUUGUGAAAGCUUCUGCAGUGGAAUGUGGAGGACCCAAGAAGUGUGCACUGAGUGGUCAAACUAAAACUUGUAAGCACCGCAUUAAGUUGGGAGAUUCCAGUAGCUACUACUAUGUUUCACCAUUUUGUAGAUAUAGGAUUAUGUCUGUAUGUAACUUCUUCACUUACAUUCGAUAUAUUCAGCAGGGUCUAGUUAAACAACAAGUUGAACAAAUGUUUUGGGAAGUGAUGCAUCUGAGGAAGGAAAUGUCACUAGCCAAACUUGGAUUUUACAAGGAAGAACUCUAAGAUUCAGUCUGGAAAAUAAAAUGCAUGAGCUUUGAGUGAUCAACAAUGUGGUUUCCAGAACUUCCUAGUCUGAAAUAUUUUUUUUUCUUAUAAUAGGUGUAUCAUCUGGUUCUUUUUCCCUAGUGACUUGUACUUAAGUGACAAAAGACGGUUUCCUUUCUUGCAAGUAUUUAGUAUUGUCAUUUUAAGAACUAUUUGGAGAAUUUGCAACUGUAUCAGUGGCACACUAUAGAAAAGAGGUGGGUGGAAUAAGAGCAGCUGAAAUAAAUAUUGAGCUCAGUUAAGCAAUUUGUUUGCUGGAGAAUUGGAUGUUUGUGUAUUAGUUGUGUUUUCAUACGCUUUAUUUCCUUUUUUGGAUGUAAAUCAUUUUUUCCAUUUGAAUUUAACAUGUAUUAAUAAUGGUUUGAGUUAUUCAACUUUUGCAUCGUGCACUUUAGUGUUUUCAGAGAGCAAACUUUUUUCAAAUCUAUAGCCAACAGACAGUAAAGAUUAGUAUGAAAUCUAUUAAUUAUAUAUGACUGUAACAAUCUAAACAUUUCCUAAAUGGCAAUAAAUCUAUUCUGGUAAAUGUUCUAGCUUGCAGCUUUGAAUAUUACCUGCACAUGAUGGUUAUAUGGGAAUAUGGAUUAUUCUGAAUCACUAGAAAUUAAUAAUGUGAAAUUAAUGAAAUAUUUGACCUAUUGAGAGAGCAUUAUUCCUAUCUUUUUAUACUUCAAUAGAAUUACAAUAUGAAAAUUCAAAAUAUCUAUCUCAUUUCCUUCAUCAAUGUCAUUUAAUGUUUCCUGCACAUACCACGUUGUCACUAGGAUGAGUUUGGGGAAUAAAUUGUUUUUGACUAGGCACCCUGCAAUUUUAUUCUAAAUAGACAAACAUCUUUGUCAUUGACGCUUAUCAAACGUUUGUCUGCACUAGGUGAUUGUGUUUUUGUUAUAUUCCUGCUCUCCAGAAUGUUUCCUGAGGAUGCCAGGGAAUGGAUUUUGACCGGAUUUCUUCCAGCCCGCUAUGAAACCUUUUAUUUGUAAAGAGGGGAAUAAUGCAUACUGCAUAUGGUUUCCCGUAGAAAUCAUUAGUUUCUUGGGCAAAAUAAUUCACCUCUUUGUUCAAUGUCACUUCCUGUUCAACAUGCAUUUUCAAUUGGACUCUUCUGUGAAAACAAAGCUUCUGCAAUUAUACAAAAAGAAAAUACUGUAGAUGCUGAAACUUUAAAUUAAAAACGCCCAGAGUCAAGUAGCAUCUGGAAGAAAGAAACAAUUAAUGUUUCAUGUCAAUUAGCUUUUCUGUCAAAUUUCUGUUUUGAAGACCAAGAUUUUGUUUCUCUGCAACGUCUGCAAUGGUAAUUGCAUUGCAGAUCACUGCUUUUUCUGUUCUUGUUUGGAGUCUUGUACACCAUGUGAGGAAUUGUGUAAAGGAUAAUCACUCCCUCCAGCGAGCAAAAUUUGAAAAGGAGUAAAUACCAGCAGCAGAGGAAAUGGACAGAUGGUGAAAAUAAAAGCUGCUGAAAUAGAGUUCAGUUAUGUUAAGCGACAUGUUUGCAACUCAAAUGAGUUUGGUCUAUGUUUUAAAAGUAAAUAAAAUGCUAAAAUUGG
Molecule: messenger RNA, 3189 nt
Organism: Amblyraja radiata (thorny skate)
Lineage: Eukaryota; Metazoa; Chordata; Chondrichthyes; Rajiformes; Rajidae
Gene: rab3ip
Product: RAB3A interacting protein (rabin3)
Exons: 11
Coding region: 236-1603 (455 amino acids)
Biological process (GO): exocytosis
Cellular component (GO): Golgi to plasma membrane transport vesicle
Molecular function (GO): guanyl-nucleotide exchange factor activity
Source: RefSeq, a predicted model, not a curated record